Messenger RNA from Pseudonaja textilis, 3961 nucleotides. The record is from RefSeq and is a predicted model, not a curated record. NCBI's taxonomy places the organism in Eukaryota, Metazoa, Chordata, Lepidosauria, Squamata, Elapidae.
UUUUUUUUGGUUGUUGUUGCUUCACUUCGCCCCGGUUUCGUUUUCCAGCGGGCGGCUGCUUCUUCCCCGCGGCGGCUUCCUGCAAGGCGGGGAAGGAAGAGCCUGAUUGCAAGAGAUGGGGGAGGCUGCGUGCACCUUCGGGGCCCUUCGUCAGGAGCUGGUUAACGCCUUGAUCCGGAAUCCGUCCGAACAAAAUGCGGAACUUUUGCAGCGCCUGGUGGAAGCGCCGUCGACUCCGGCCGAGAAAUACCUGCAGAUCAACGUCAAGGGCAUUUUGCGAGCCAACGUCAAGGAACAGUUCCAGGUGUGUCUCCGCUUGAUCUGCACUGCCUUCCAGAUCCUGGAGAAAUAUGGGCGCAACCUUCUGCAUCCUCGCAAACCUUAUUUCUGGCGAAUGGUCAAAUUUAACAAUCCGGUUUUCCGGGACACGGUGGACACGAUCCAGGGCGGACGGGACGUCCUCCGGCUGUACGGCUAUUCGGAACAAAAGCCUGAUGGGCUUUACUUCCCGGAUUCCCAGUCCGAGCCGGACAUCCCUCAAGUGGCAUCCGUCACCGUAGACGUCAUGCUCCUUCGUGCAGAGCUGAACCUUGUCCUCUCGGAAACGCACCCCAAUCCUCAGGUGUUGCAAGAAUUAAUGGGCCAGGGCUUACAGGUCAACAAGACGGCCGAUGCUGGAUCCCUGAAUCCACUUUUAACCAUGAUUCACGCAGGAAACCUGCCUCCAGACACCUGCCUGCUUUGUGGUUUAGAAGCCCCGUCGGAGCACUGUGCGGCUUGCAAUCAGAGUUUGUGCCCUAACUGCGAUUGGCUGUUUCAUAAGCAUCCUUCCCGGACACAUCACCAUCGGGUACCGAUGAAGAACCCCGGCCGGGCCUGGCAGAGUCCCCCACCGCCCCCCAACCCCAGCCUCUCUAGCAUCCCCUCGGAAACGACUUCCUUGCGGGCCCCCAGCCUCCCCGCACUCUCAUCCUCCCACAUCACCCCCAGUCAGCGCCCUCCCUGGCGCUGCGCAGCGUGCCAGAAGAACAACGACGCCUCCUGCAUCCUCUGCAUAAAUUGCGACCGGCCCCGGGGGUGCAAGACCCCCCAGAACCUUGGCCUGGACGACGAGCUAACCAGCCAAGGCCAGCUGGCCAGAGGACGCUGGUCCUGCCAAACCUGCACCUUUGAGAACGAGUCGGCCACCGUCCUGUGCGCCGUGUGCGAGAGGCCGCGCCUGGCUGGGAGACCAGGCACCGGCGACGCCAAACCCCUGAUCGCCUGGGGGGAGGAAACCGGACUUCAGCAGGAAGAUGCCCCCAGCUGGCAGUGUGACCACUGCACUUUCCGCAACAGCGUCGGCCGACGGAUCUGUGAGAUGUGCAACUGCACCAGCCUGCACGGCGAUACCCAGGCCCCCCUCGCCCGGGAAGAGAAGGAAGAGGUGGGCAGGGUGAAGAGAGGGGUGGUGGAAGCCCCCGGGGAGCCCCAGGGCCUCUGGAGAGCCCCGUCCGCCUCGCCCGAGGACGCGGAGCAUCAGAGGCAGGAGAAGCUUCGGGACGACGGGCAGAAGAUGGUGGAUAUGAUCAGGGAGGCGGAAACCGUGGGCGUAGCCCCCGAAAUGGUGGAGGCCGCCUUGUGCUACUCGGGAGCCGAGCUGCCCCUGGCCUGGCUGAAGUCGGAGCUGCCCUGCGUCCUGGAAGGCAUGGCGGAACUGGCUACUCAGCGAGGCGAAAAGGAGCCUGAUGGUGGCCUGGGUGCCAUAACCCUCCAGGAAGUCCAAACCGCCUGGGUGGCCAGCCGGGGCGACGUAGAUGACGCCAUCAGCCGUUGCCUCAGUGCCCGUCGGAGCAAGGUGAGAGAGUUGAAGUCCCUGGGCUUUGAAGAGCGGGGCCCUGCCUUACAGGCCCUGUACGAGAACAACGGCGACUUAUGGCGGGCCCUGGUGCAGCUGCAGCGGGCCCGCCUGGCGCCUUUCCACCAGAGGCUCUGGGAGAGCGAAGACCCUCCGGUGAACUUCCAGAGCGCCGACCGACAGGCGCUGCUGCGUCGUCUCCUGGCCUCGCUGUCUCUGCCCAGCUGGGGCCGGGCCGAGCUGGUGGUCUCAUUGAUGCUGGAGCAGCCGGACGAAGGCUGGGAGCUGUCGGACAUCGUGGAGGCUGUCAAGGCCUCCCCAAACCGCGACUUCAUCAAACGCUUGCUCAGCUGGGAGUGCGCCGUCUGCAGCCUGGCCUUGCCGCGGAACAAGAUGCAGUCACUAACGUCGUGCGAGUGUACAAUUUGUCCGGAGUGUUUUGCUUUGCACUUCACCAUUGCCGUAAAGGAGAAACACAUCACGGAUUUAGUGUGUCCAGCUUGCUCCGAGCCGGAGAUCAGCGAUGAAACUGAACUUCUAAAUUAUUUCUCUACUCUUGAUAUCCAGUUGCGCAGUUGUUUGGAUCAAGAGACUUAUGACCUGUUCCACAAGAAGCUGACCGAACAUGUACUAAUGCAGGACCCCAAAUUUCAGUGGUGCACCCAUUGCUCUUUCGGUUUCAUUUACGAAUCGGAGCAGCUGGAAGCGAAAUGCCCGCAAUGCCGGAAAUGUUUCUGCGUCCAGUGCAAACGCCAGUGGGAGCCCCAGCAUCAGGGUCUGACCUGCGAAGCGUUCCUGGAAUGGAAGCGAACCAACGACCCUGAAUACCAGGCGCAAGGCUUGGCAAUGUAUCUCCAGGAGAACGGCAUCGCUUGUCCCAAAUGCAAGUUCUCGUACGCCUUGGCUCGAGGGGGUUGCAUGCACUUCCAGUGUUCCCAGUGCAGGCACCAUUUCUGCAGCGGAUGCUACGGGACGUUUUAUGCCUCCAACAAAUGCCCGAUACCGCACUGCCCAAUCCGGCGGUCCCUCCACGGACACCACCCACGCGACUGCCUCUUCUACCUGCGGGACUGGGGCGUGCCACGUCUGCAGAAGCUCCUCCAGGAUAACAACGUUGCCUUCAACACAGACCCCCCCGCGGGGACCCGGGCCACACCCGGAGGUGGAUGUCGGGUUAUGGAGCAGAAAGAAACCCUGGACGGCUUGAAGGAUGAACCGUGCGGCAAAGAGACUCCGGCCGGAUAUGCUGGCCUUUGCGAGGCGCACUACAAGGAAUACCUAGUCAGUCUGAUCAACAGUCAUGCUCUGGAUCCCGCCGUCUUCUACACCUUGCAGGAGGUGGAGAUCGUAUGCCGGAGACACCUCACGGCUGCCCAGCUGCUUCCCAGGGGACCGACGGAGGACGAGGAAGCAUAUCGCAGGCGCCUGAUCCAGGUUCUAAGGGACGAAGUUCCUCUUAACUUGGAGAUCUCACGGAGACGGAAAUAAACCGAGAAGGAGAAGCUGUGAGCUUCCAAGCGGAUGGAGAACAGAAGAAGACACGUUGUGUUUGGAGAAUUUCCGACUGAUGGUUCUUGGUGGGGCCUCCUGAGAGGCAGUCUUAAAGCCAUCCCUACUCUCUAACCACUAGGUUGCCUUUAAGGGUUGUGUUGCUCUACGCCUUGUUUCUUUCUUCUGUCUUGUGUGAUGCGCAGCCAGAGGUGUCCUCGUUGUGACCGGUUAGAAUAAAGAUGUCCAACGAUGGCAAUUUUAAGACCCGUGGACUUCAACUCCCAGAAUUCCCCAGCCAGUGAAUUCUGGGGAACUCAAGAAGAGUCUGUCUGGGGAACUCUGGGAAUUGAAGUCCACAAGUCUUAAAAGUUGCCAAGAUUCCUGAAAACAAAAAAAAAAUUUUAGAUUUUGUCCUAACACUGUCAGCAAGUUUUUGAUUUUAAUCUUAAUAGAUUUGUGGGGGCAGGAAAAAUUUACUGGUGAGCCGAAUAGAUGCUUUACUUCAAUUGAAAAUUUCUUGUUCCUUGAACAAAUUCCAUUUGUUCCUGCAGUUUUAAUUCCAUUUCUUCUUUCAGCCUGCAUGUCUCCUGGGAAAUGCAUCGGUCUGAAUAAAAUGUAUUUUGGUAAACGAGA